GGGCUUCAGCAACGAUAUCCGGGCAUUAGGGUCUUCUACAGAUCCCAUGAGCCGCAGGGGCCACUGUUUUGUGCGGAAGAGGGUUUUUUUGCAAAAUAUAAAAAGCGUGUUUGUUAGUGGCUUACAGUGUCGUAUCGUCAAGUGAAUUGGACAUUUUCAAGUUAAAGAUGUGCAACGGCUGUGUGCACAAAGAAUACCCGGACCGGGGGAACACUUGUCUGGAGAAUGGCUCCUACCUGAUGAACUACCUGGGCUGUGCCAAGUGCAAACAGAGGGACUUUGUGCUCAUCAGCAAUAAAUCCACAGAGGAUGAUGAUGGAGAGGAGAUCGUCACAUAUGACCAUGUUUGCAAAAAUUGUGACCAUGUUGUUGCCAGGCACGAAUAUACUUUCUCCGUGGUUGAUGAAUACCAGGAGUACACCAUGCUCUGCAUGCUGUGUGGAAAGGCAGAGGACUCCAUCAGUGUGUUACCAGAUGACCCCAGACAGUGUGCACCUCUCUUCUAGAUCUCUACCUUGGAGGUCACGAUUCACUUUUUGAUCCAGUAUCACCACCACGGAUGUGUUGCUGGCUGCUGGCGUCGGUGUUCACACACGUUUUUUAUCAUCCAUUCAAGGUUUUAUGCACAUCUUAAAUUAAGUACACCAUAUUUUAAGUACUUGGCUGUUUGUAAACUACUGUGUGCUGAUAUCAGUUGAGCAAGACGUAUAACUUUUUAUUUUACUCCAUGACACAACAAAUAUCCUGUAUGUGAAUUGAAAAUGUACUGUAAAUAAACACGUGUUUCCCAAAAAGCUAUAAUUUGACAUUU
Molecule: messenger RNA, 811 nt
Organism: Anoplopoma fimbria (sablefish)
Lineage: Eukaryota; Metazoa; Chordata; Actinopteri; Perciformes; Anoplopomatidae
Gene: churc1
Product: churchill domain containing 1
Exons: 4
Coding region: 168-506 (112 amino acids)
Biological process (GO): fibroblast growth factor receptor signaling pathway; multicellular organism development; positive regulation of DNA-templated transcription
Molecular function (GO): zinc ion binding
Source: RefSeq, a predicted model, not a curated record